AUGGACGAUGACGAGCGAGGCUUCAUUCGGGAACAGCUAGACGGUCUCUAUCAGCCGCUCCGUGCGCCUUCUGGCGGCUCACUGGGCGAGGACGAGCGGGGAAAGACGCUUCGUUCGACCGCAAUCGAAGAGAUAUGUGCUCAGAUUGACGCUUUUAUGGCCAAAGCUCGGCACGACAAGCUGCUCAAGGACGAAGAGAUUGACCAGCUCGUACGGCAGAUUGACAUCCUGAGGUCAGAGGAAGCCCAGCGUGAGAUGAACAAGCGCGACAAGGCAGCGCAUCCCGACGGCCUCUUUCUCACGACCGCACAAGCCCAGUCAAACUGGGUGGAGGCGCUGCCUCAGAGCUGGCCGCAUGGGGAUGCACGUCAACGGAAAGCGUACGAAAGGUUAUUGCGCAAGGUCCAGAAUGCGCACGAGCAACGCGACACGCUCCAGCAGCAGGAUCAGCAUUACAAGAAACUCGAGCACUUGGUCGUUGAUGCCAUGCAAUGA
Molecule: messenger RNA, 495 nt
Organism: Mixia osmundae IAM 14324
Lineage: Eukaryota; Fungi; Basidiomycota; Mixiomycetes; Mixiales; Mixiaceae
Exons: 3
Coding region: 1-495 (164 amino acids)
Cellular component (GO): Mis6-Sim4 complex
Source: RefSeq, a predicted model, not a curated record